UUUGACACUGAACGUGAAAACAAACAAAGUUAUAUCAUUAGUUGAGCUGUUACUUUUGCCGCCGAGUGACCGAUGAUGACUCAGAAAAGCGAUUAUGAAAAAAGUGUUAGCGCGUAAAACAAGUUUCGUGUCGUGUCUCAACAACCGGAAAACGCUUCUACACCGGCAGCAUAAUCAUCAACACCAAAACCUCUUUUUAUUAUUACAACAUCUCUUGCCUUUAACUAAGUUAGGUUAUGAAUUCUGAUAAAUAAAGGGAUGGUAACGACGGUGAGGGAAUAUAGGAAUCUUAAUUAUUAAACAAAAAAAAUUAAACGGUGGAAAUUGAAUAUUGAUUCCUAAAAAUAGUAAUAGAAAAAAGAAAUGGGUAAAAAGCAAUCUUUACGGAGCAAAGCAGUUCACCUUGUUUCGGAUCUCACCACUGUUCUUCUCAACCCUAUUUCUGACCAUAACAAACCCUCUCUUCCUCCUUCCAUAGAAGAAAAAGUGGAUCAUGAUGAAUUAAAGGAAAGUGAAUCAGAGAUUGAAGGACCUGAUACGUCGUCGUUUACUGCAUUCCUAUAUUCAUUUUUGUCGUCCUCGUCGGAUUCUGGAUAUAAUAAUGCAAAUGAUGGUAUGAUUGUGACUGCUGCCGGAGCUGACCAUAUGAAUGAGCAAUUGGUUAAGAAGGGAUUGUUAUCUAGGGGUAAACAAUCACUUAAAGCUAUUUAUCUAUCUGCUAGAACGGGUGGAUUUCCAACACAAGAUCAUGAAAGGGAUAAAUUUGAGUCUGAUGGGUGUGGUCUGGAGAUGAAAUGUAUUCAACCGUCUUUGAAAGAGGUUCCUAGUGUGCCUUUGGUUGUUGAUCAUUUGCCGGAAUUAUCGGAACCUUCAAUGUUGAUUUCGAAUAGUUUGAGGAAUGUGGUUUAUGAUGCACUUCCGGCUUUAAUUCAUGGGAAGAAAUGGUUAAUGAUGUACAGCACAUGGAAACAUGGAAUAUCACUUUCAACUCUUUACCGAAGAAGCAUGCUUUGGCCUGGACCUAGUUUGCUGGUUGUUGGAGACCGAAAAGGAGCAGUGUUUGGUGGCUUGGUUGAAGCACCCCUUCGACCAUCCAACAAGAGAAAAUACCAGGGAACAAACAGUACAUUUGUUUUCACAAACAUCUCUGGUCAUCCCGUUGUAUAUCGCCCAACAGGAGUAAACCGUUACUUCACACUUUGCACCACUGACUUUCUAGCGAUUGGUGGCGGAGGUCAUUUUGCGCUUUAUUUGGAGGGUGAUCUAUUGAAUGGGUCAAGUUCCGUUUCCGAAACUUAUGGCAAUCCUUGCUUAGCACAUUCUCCAGAAUUUCAAGUGAAGGAAGUAGAGUUGUGGGGCUUUGUAUUUCCUUCAAAACAUGAGGAGAUACUAAAAUUGAGCAGAACAGAGGCACCUGGGAUCUCUCGCUGGUAAAUAUCUGACUAUGUAUCAGAUGUUAGUCAAAGCCUUGCAGUUCACAUUUCACUGAAUGAUCAUGCUGAGUCAUAAGCAUGGCAAUUUCUGCUAGCAAGGGAUGCAAAGUUGAUUGACAAUAUGAUGCAGAAAUUGCAUGAAUCCACCCAUGUUAUCACCAUGUACAUGCUUGUAAAUAUUUGCAGGGCUGUGCUGUAUAUACAGAACAGAGUUCAUACCCAUUACAAAAUGGUCUAUUUUGUUUAGAAUAAAAAUUGGAGUAAAUUUAUGCGUUUGCUUACUCAAAGGAAAAUGAAGGAUAACCACGUCAUUUUGUGACUCGUUUAUAUAUAUUUCAGUAAA
Messenger RNA from Medicago truncatula (barrel medic), 1776 nucleotides. RefSeq lists its product as uncharacterized. Lineage: Eukaryota; Viridiplantae; Streptophyta; Magnoliopsida; Fabales; Fabaceae. The transcript is spliced from 8 exons. The coding region runs from base 364 to 1434 and encodes 356 amino acids. The record is from RefSeq and is a predicted model, not a curated record.